Molecule: messenger RNA, 399 nt
Organism: Fonsecaea pedrosoi CBS 271.37
Lineage: Eukaryota; Fungi; Ascomycota; Eurotiomycetes; Chaetothyriales; Herpotrichiellaceae
Exons: 2
Coding region: 1-399 (132 amino acids)
Source: RefSeq, a predicted model, not a curated record
AUGAGCACGCCCAUCCCGAAACAGACCAUCCUCCACGCCUACCGCCACCUCUACCGGACCUCCCUUCGCGCGGUGAAACACGCCCGGCCUGCUCGCUACGAGAUCCGCGACAUUCUGCGCGCCUCGUUCCGCACCUCGUCGCCCGCAAAUUUCAACCUGCGUCGCGUACAGAACACGCUGAAAUUUCUGGAGAAUGCAAGAAAAUACAACGGAUUCGAGCACAGGAUCUUGAAGAACCUGUUGCACCUCCAGUUCUGGAAGAUCAAGGGUCUGGAUAAACAGCUGAUCAAGAAUGCGAAUACUGCCGAGGCCGUCGAGUCGAGACGUCAGAUAUGGCAUCAGUACCGGGCGACGUUGACCAUGCUGAAUGAGAGUCUGGACACAUGUCUGACGAUAUGA